AUGCGCUUGUUUGACUCAGACGCAUCUGUUGCAGACGCGCUCCUGCCCCCACACUCGCAGUCGCUCGCUGCCUCAUCCUUUAUUGGGGAGCUGCUGCACAACCCGGACAAGGCACAUCCGCGAGGUCUCACCUGCGCCGGCCCUGGCUGUGACCGAACCCAUUCCGUCACGUGGACAAAGCCCGCAGACCCCAACAACCUUCCCUGGGCGCCGGACCCGAGUAGCCCGCUCAGCAGCGAUGACAUCUACCUCUGCUGGCAGUGCUGUGCACUCUACGCCUUGCAGGGUGCAGACGCCGAUGCUCAUUGCUGGGUCUUUACGGGCAAGGAAAUGGUGUGCACAUGGGGCAGUUCUUGA
Messenger RNA from Salpingoeca rosetta, 357 nucleotides. RefSeq lists its product as uncharacterized. NCBI's taxonomy places the organism in Eukaryota, Choanoflagellata, Craspedida, Salpingoecidae. The coding region runs from base 1 to 357 and encodes 118 amino acids. The record is from RefSeq and is a predicted model, not a curated record. The transcript is spliced from 2 exons.